Mycena indigotica is the source of this 459-nucleotide messenger RNA. RefSeq lists its product as uncharacterized. The coding region runs from base 106 to 459 and encodes 117 amino acids. The record is from RefSeq and is a predicted model, not a curated record. NCBI's taxonomy places the organism in Eukaryota, Fungi, Basidiomycota, Agaricomycetes, Agaricales, Mycenaceae. The transcript has 6 exons.
ACAACGAGCAGAAUCUUCAAGUAUUAUCUUCCUUGCAGACCAACGCUUCCGGCCUUCCCUUCCCUUGGACUUGCGCGCAACUCCAUUAUCGGAAGAUACCUGUAUAUGACGACCGUCGAUUCCCGUCAAUAUAUCCCAUGCCGAAGCUUGGAACUGGAUGAUCGUUGCUGUUGGGACCGUGCUGGUAUACCUCCAGUCCAUUUAUCCAAAGCCCGGUUUCUUCGUGGUUUUCAAAAUGUUCCGGAGCAGUGUAUUCUGGAGAACAUGUCGGUCACCCAGUCGGUGCCCUCCAUUGUUACUCGCAUCUCGAUACAACAUGAUUUCAUUGUUGGCGUGCAAACCCCCGUGGCCAAGCCUGAAAUUCUCUCUCGUUGGUUCCCCACUCCUUUCUGGUGGCUUCCUUCUGUUCGAGGACAGCAUGACGUAACUCGUGAGGUACACCUUGAAUCGGGCUCCUAG